AUGGCGUACCUCUUCUACACCCUAACCUUCCUCUUCCUCCUCACCUCCACCAGUAAACACACCCUCUGUCACCAGCUCUUCCCACGCACUGACACUUCCACCCUCCCAGUCCUCUACCUCACCCGCAACAUCUGGAAACCCCACGCCCCACCCAUCCCCUACCUAACCGCCCCGGGCACCAUCCCCGCCCCCCUCUACCGCAUCCACGACACCAUAUCCGACUACCUCGACUCCUACCGCUACUCACGCGUCCCCACUUCCGCGACAUUCGCCGAAGACGCCGAGGCGGGGUUCCACAGCAGUAACUUCAACAUUGCAGAGAAUAUCGAGGCGGGAGAUUCGAGGCGGGGGUUGGAUGAUCGGGGCAAGAGGGAGGUGGAGAGGAUUAUGCGGAAGAGGGGGGUGGGGUUUGAUGAGGCGAGGAGGGUGUGGGUGAGUGAGAGGUUUAGGCGGGAAGGGGUGGGGGAGGAUGGAAGGCCGUUGGAUCGGAAGGCUGUGAUGUUUUCCUAA
Messenger RNA from Saxophila tyrrhenica, 510 nucleotides. RefSeq lists its product as uncharacterized. Bases 1 to 510 code for a protein of 169 amino acids. The record is from RefSeq and is a predicted model, not a curated record. NCBI's taxonomy places the organism in Eukaryota, Fungi, Ascomycota, Dothideomycetes, Mycosphaerellales, Extremaceae. The transcript has a single exon.